AUGGCUCCACGAACAGCAAAAGCAAAGAAAGUAGCAGAGGUCAAAGCUUCUGUAAGUGAUGCACCAAAAAACAGAAGAGGAAAAGGUAAAAAUGAACCUCAAGAAGAUGAAAAAACGGAAGUAGUAGAAAAAAAGACUAAUAGACGUGGAAAAAAAAUUGAAAGCUAUGAUGAAGAAUUGAAUGGAGGUGAUGAUAUAUCUGAACCACCAGCAAAAAAAGGAAGGGGUAAAAAAAAUGCAGCCAGUAUAGAAGACAAACCUGAUAAAAUUGAUGACAAAUCAGCUAAAGAGUCUGGAACUCCAGCUGAAGAAAAUGAUGGUAAUGGGGAUGCUAAUGGUCAUUCUGAAGAUGAAAUAACUGCUCCUGCCAAGGGUAGAAAAAAGGCAACUAAGAAAGAAACUGUUACCAAACCUAUUGAAACUUCCAAACCAAAAGCAAAACAAGGAAGUGUUGAACCAGAAGACAAAGAUGAGGAGGAUAAACCAAGAGGAAGGGGUAGGGGCCGAAGAGCUGAACCCAAACCAGAAUCUGAUGAAGUUGAAUCUGAAUCAGUAGAACAACCAGCCAAAGGUCGUAAAAAAGCACCAUCAAAGAAUGACAAAGAUGCAGCUAAAGCAGCUAAGGACGAAGAAAAGGCUGCAAAAGCUGCUGUGAAAGAUGCAGAAAAGGCUGCCAAAGAUGCAGAAAAAGCGGCUAAAGCUGCUGCAAAGGAAGCCGAGAAGGCAUCAAAGCUAGCUGCAAAAGAAGCUGAAAAGGCUGCAAAAAUAGCAGCAAAGGAUGCUGAAAAGGCUGCCAAACUUCUUGUGGCUAAAGAGACAGAAAAAGCUGCAGACAAGGAGACUGAAGAAAAUGAAAGCAGCGAAGAGACUGCUGAACCUGACGCAGACAACAGUAAUGACAAAGACAGUGAAGCUAAAGCCAAUGCUGAGCCAAAAAAAGGGAGAAAAGGAAAAGGUAAACCCAAAGAAGAAAACAAUGAUUUAAAAGAAGAAAAGGAGUCAGAAAGUGAAAAAGGAGACUCAAAAGAAGAUCAGGACAUGGAAGUAGAUGAUACAAAGCCAGCAAAAUCCAAACGUGGACAAAAGAAAGUCGUAGAAAAGACCGAAGUAGAGGAGGAAUCUCCUGACACAGGAGAACCCAAUACUAAACGCAAACGCAAGACGCCUGAAGACAAGGGCGGAGACACUAAAAAGAAAGUCAACAAAUCGUCAACACAGUUUGAGGAUAUAGAUUUUUCUAGCUCAUCAAAAAAUAGUCUGGGUAAAGAAUGGAAUUUCAAAAUAUCCUGUUGGAAUGUGGACGGGAUCCGGGCUUGGCUAGGCAAAGGCGGCCUUGAAUAUAUUAACUACGAAAAGCCAGAUAUUCUUUGUCUGCAAGAAAUUAAAUGUUCUCGUGACAAGCUUCCAGAAGAAGUGGCAAAUGUGCCGGGCUAUCACGCCUACUGGUUAUGCAGUGAUAAAGAGGGCUACGCUGGCGUAGGUAUUUACACAACAAAGCUAGCGAUGAACGUACAAUAUGGCCUUGAGAAUGAGGAAUUCGAUGACGAAGGCCGAAUAAUAACGGCUGAAUACGAACAAUUCUAUUUAAUUUGCACUUAUGUACCGAACGCCGGACGGAAACUCGUAACAUUAGAUAAAAGACUAAAGUGGAAUGAGGCGUUUAGGAAACAUGUAAAAUCAUUAGAUGAAAAGAAACCAGUUAUUAUAUGCGGGGAUAUGAAUGUGUCGCACAAGGAAAUAGAUCUGACGAACCCCAAGAAUAACAAAAGAAACGCGGGUUUCACGGACGAAGAACGCGCGGGUAUGACUGAGCUUCUGUCGGAUGGUUUUGUUGACACCUACCGCCAUCUAUACCCGGAUAAAGCGAGUUCAUACACUUUCUGGAGUUACAUGUUUAGUAGUCGGGCCAAGAAUGUUGGAUGGCGUUUGGACUACUUCAUAAUGUCAGAAAGGCUGGCCUCAGCCCUUUGCGACAGCGUGAUCAGGGACAAAGUAUAUGGAAGUGAUCAUUGUCCAAUAACACUGUUUCUUCACCUCAGUAGCGCUGACAAACCUAAGGAAUAA
Messenger RNA from Pieris macdunnoughi, 2064 nucleotides. NCBI's taxonomy places the organism in Eukaryota, Metazoa, Arthropoda, Insecta, Lepidoptera, Pieridae. The record is from the annotation of a GenBank genome assembly.